Molecule: messenger RNA, 2701 nt
Organism: Alosa alosa (allis shad)
Lineage: Eukaryota; Metazoa; Chordata; Actinopteri; Clupeiformes; Clupeidae
Product: zinc-binding protein A33
Exons: 6
Coding region: 244-1707 (487 amino acids)
Molecular function (GO): zinc ion binding; protein binding
Source: RefSeq, a predicted model, not a curated record
ACAAACAGUCUGUCAGAAGGCUAAAAAUAACGCAUAUAAAUAGCCCAUCACCCAUGCAGCAGGGGCGGGGUGGUCCUGAGGUGCUGGUGAUUGUGUAAGCUUCUGCAGGGUGCACACACACACACACACAACACAUUGAACAGGAAGACAUACCGAAACAGACAGACCAAACGAUCAGUUAAGGGCAGCGGACACCCAGCAGCGAGCUAAGUUGGGGAAAUUGACCAGAAGCCCCCCGCACACAUGGCAUCGCCACCGCCAGAGGGGCCCCCUCAGCCCUCAGCAGAAGCCGAAGCAGAACCCGCGCCCAUCUGCCCGGUCUGCCAGGGUCCCGAGCCGCUGCUGCUCCCCUGCGGGCACAGCCUGUGCCAGGCCUGCCUGUCGCUGUGCCAGGGCGAGCUGGGGCAGGAGCAGUUGGGCUGCACCGAGUGCUUUGGCAAGGAGCUGCUCAGCAGCGUGCUCAAGCUCCUGCAGGACACGCUGUUCCAGGGCCAGCUGAGGCGGCCGCGGCCCCUGGGGGGGGGGCCUGGGGGAGAGGAGGACGCGGCGGGGGACAAGCCCUGGGAGGUGUGCGCGGAGCACGGCCAGAGGACAGGGCUCUACUGCACCGAGGACGAGGAGCUGGUGUGUGAGGAGUGUGUGAGAGAGGAGCACGAGGAUCAUCUCACCUGCUCCACAGAGGAGGCCGUGGAAGACUGUAAGAGAGAACUGAGAUCUACACUGAGGCCCUUGCAAGAGAAGCUGCAGACUCUGAACACUGCCAAGCAGACCUGUGACGACACAACAGACCACAUCAAAAAACAGUCCGAGCACACAGAGAGGCUGAUGAGGGUGGAGUUUGAGAAGCUCCACCACUUCCUGCGUGAUGAAGAGGCCGCUGCGAUAGCCGCACUCAAAGACGAGGAGGAACAGAAGACCCGCAAGAUGAAACACCGACUGGACAGACUGUCCGGAGAGAUCGCCUCUCUGAUGGACGCCAUCAGCACAGCAGAGGAGGCCAUGGAAACUGACGACAUACUGUUUCUAAAGAACUAUAAGAAGAUAACUGAAAGAACUCAGUGCACCGUGCCUGAUCCACCAGAACUAUCAGAAUCGCUGAUUGAUGUUGCCAGUCACGUGGGGUGCCUUAAGUACAGAGUCUGGGAUAAGAUGCAAAGUAUCGCUCAGUACAAUCCUGUGACCCUUGACCCCAACACAGCAGACAUUUGUCUGUCAGUAUCCGACGACCUCCUCACUGUCCGCUACACAGAGGAGGAUCAGCAGCUGCCCGACAACCCGGAGCGCUUCAGCUUCUACGAGUGCGUGCUGGGCUCUGAGGGCAUCAUCUCCGGCUGCCACUGGUGGGAUGUGGAGGUGGGCGACUGCUCUGAGUGGGCCCUCGGUGUCGUCUUGGACACCGUCCAGCGCAAGGAGUGGUUCCCGCCCAGCCCCGAGCGCGGCAUGUGGACCAUCUGCUUGUUGGGCGGUGAGUACCGCGCCCGCACCGCGUCCAACACACCCCUGGCGCCCAAGAAGAAGCCGCAGCGGGUGCGUGUGCAGGUGGACUACGAGAGGGGGCGGGUCACCUUCUCUGACCCCAGUGACAACGCGCUUCUGUACAGGUUCAAGCACAAGUUCACUGAGAUGGUGUUCCCAUACUUCUCCAACACCUGCAAGCGCCACCCACUGCGCCUCUCCACUGGAAAAGUCACAGUCAUCACUGACUAAGCUGCACUAGUGCUUUUGUAGUCUGUUCUAAGCUGCACUAGUGUUUUUGCAGUCUGUACUAAGCUGCACUAGUACCUCAGUAGACUGUUCUAAGCUGCACUAGUGUUUUUGCAGUCUGUACUAAGCUGCACUAGUACCUCCGUAGACUGUUCUAAGUGGCAGUCUUUCUGAAGUCUCUGUACUAAGAUGCACUAGUGCUUCUGUACUAUGUUGUACAGUAAGUCAAACUAACCAUUAGUGUGAACUUUAGACAUGUCCUUUAGUAGACAUUUAAUUGUGGCUUUUCCUUUAAAAUGAGAGGAUGAGUAGAACUUCAGACAUUCAAAAGGGGGUGGUGUCCCUUAAGAGAAAUUACAUUUGUACAGAGGGACAUUAGAAAGAUGUAGUUGUUCUAUCAUCACACUGCCUCAAAGAAUGUUCUGAGAAAAUAGAGCUAAGACAACUGGAAUGUAGCAGUUUGGUAUGUGCCAUAUUCCAGAUAGCUGAAUAGUGUCCUCACCCACAUGAUAUUGGGCUUAGUGAGAGUUCACCACAAAAGCAGAUCUGAAUAUCACCAGUGGUUUCGUGUUUGGUUUGAUAUUAUUCCCCUUCAUAACCUGAGGUAAGAGAUGCCACCAUCCUUUUUGAAAGGCGGGGAUGUGUGUUGUGUUGAUGUAUAAUAGCAUUGCUGAUGAUAUUGUAUAUCAUAUAUAAUCAUUGAGCAUGCCACAUGCAUGGUAUACUAUGUACAUAUGAGAUGUACAGAGGAAAAUGUAGUAUAAACACAGUCUGGAACUGUCUAGGCCCAUUACUUUUCUGCAGUGGAAAUAAUUUAACAUUCAUGGCUUUGCAUGAGACUAGAAUUACAUAUGUUGUUGCAUUUUGCACUUUUGCAUAAACAAAACAUGCUGCUGUCCAUUUCUUAAGUCUCUUUCAUGGGUAUAUAGCCUUGAGAGUGUUGUAUAGAUGUUUAACAUUUUUGGAUGUAAUAGAAAUAAAGACUUUUUAGACAAAA